Messenger RNA from Equus caballus (horse), 2026 nucleotides. RefSeq names its product decapping mRNA 1B (gene DCP1B). Gene Ontology annotation, cellular component: P-body. The record is from RefSeq and is a predicted model, not a curated record. Gene Ontology annotation, biological process: deadenylation-independent decapping of nuclear-transcribed mRNA; positive regulation of catalytic activity; deadenylation-dependent decapping of nuclear-transcribed mRNA. Gene Ontology annotation, molecular function: mRNA binding; enzyme activator activity. Lineage: Eukaryota; Metazoa; Chordata; Mammalia; Perissodactyla; Equidae.
GUGGCUGCCGAGCGCCCUGUGUUGCUGUCGGGGAGGGAGGGAAGAUGGCGGCCGUGGCGGCGGGCGGCCUGGUGGGGAAGGGGCGCGACAUCAGCCUAGCGGCCCUGCAGCGCCACGACCCCUAUAUCAACCGCAUCGUGGACGUGGCCAGCCAGGUGGCUCUGUACACUUUCGGCCAUCGGGCUAACGAGUGGGAGAAGACUGAUGUGGAAGGAACCUUAUUUGUUUACACAAGAUCUGCCUCUCCAAAGCAUGGGUUCACCAUUAUGAAUAGGCUGAGCAUGGAAAAUAGGACAGAACCCAUUACUAAAGACCUGGAUUUCCAGCUCCAGGACCCUUUCCUUCUCUACAGAAAUGCCAGAUUGUCCAUUUAUGGAAUUUGGUUCUAUGAUAAGGAGGAAUGCCAAAGAAUUGCAGAGCUUAUGAAAAACCUAACUCAAUAUGAACAGUUGAAAGCCCAUCAGGGAGCUGGAGCAGGAAUCUCCCCAAUGAUCCUCAAUUCAGGAGAGGGCAAGGAAGUCGAUAUCUUACGAAUGCUCACCAAGGCCAAAGAUGAAUACACAAAGUGCAAAACCUGCUCUGAGCCAAAAAAGAUAACCAGUUCAUCUGCCAUCUAUGACAACCCCAAUCUCAUCAAACCAAUUCCAGUGAAGCCCAGUGAAAACCAGCAACAGCGCAUCCCUCGGCCCAGCCAGACCUUAGACUCUGAACCCCAACACUUGUCCUUGACAGCUCUCUUUGGAAAGCAGGACAAAGCUACAUGUCAGGAAGCUGUGGGGCUCCCACAGUCCCUCCACCAGCAGCAGCAGCCACAGCAAGAGAAGUUUCCAAUUCGGCAGGGAGUUGUACGCUCCCUGUCCUAUGAGGAACCCAGAAGACACUCACCUCCCAUCGAGAAGCAGCUCUGUCCGGCCAUUCAGAAACUCAUGGUCAGGAGUGUCGACCUCCAUCCAUUGUCAGAGCUGCCUGAAAACCGGCCCCACAAAAAUGGCAGUACCUCUUCUGUUAGGGAAGUUUUUACUGGAUCUGUCCAGCCGGGGUCCCCCCAUAGCAUUGGCACUUCUCAUUCUGUACAGAGUGCUUCCAGAACUCAGAACCUGUUAGAGAAGCUUCAGAGUGCCCCAGGGGCAGUGAACAAGUACAGUGCUAGGACACCAGCACCUGCUAGCUCAGCUGCCCCGAACUCCAGCAGAACUGUCACUGCUGCCACCCCUGCAGCUCCACCACAGGGGCUGGCUCAGGCACAACUGGUGUAUUUCAAUGGCUCCCUUCCACCUCAGACACUAGGACACCAGGCUCAUGGAAAAGAACGGUCCACACUCCCAGCGCAAACGCUCCCCGUCCCUGACAAUCAGCCUAGCAGCUCUGGAGUGAUCUCCCCUCAAGAGUUACUGAGAAAGCUUCAGAUUGUGCAGCAGGAGCAGCACCUGCAUGCGGCUCCCCGACCAGCCUUGGCAGCGAAGUUCCCUGUGGUCACUCAGAGCUCUGGAGCAGGGAAGCCCUUGGCAUCCUGGACCGACAAGACAUCCAGCACAGAGAGGCAGGCUCCUCUCUUUCAGGUCAUCUCACCUCAACGCAUCCCUGCUACGGUGGCUCCUUCUCUGCUCAUGUCCCCCAUGGUGUUCACACAACCCACCUAUGUCCCAACAAAGGAGAGGGAGAGUGGGCUUUUGCCCCUGGGAAAACAAGAACCAGCUGCUGCCUCCACCAGCCUCCUGCCUCUGCAGAGCCCAGAGCCCUCUGUGAUCACCAGCAGCCCGCUCACCAAGCUCCAACUUCAGGAAGCACUGCUGUACCUCGUUCAGAAUGACGACAACUUCUUAAAUAUCAUCUAUGAAGCUUAUCUCUUCAGCAUGACACAAGCAGCCAUGAAAAAGACUCUGUGAAAGCAAAACAUGUUGAGACUGAUUUUCAAGGUCCUCCAGCGCAAGGUUCUUUCCUGUCAAGUGGUGUCACCCUAAAUGUUUCUGCCUUUUUAAAAAGUAUGUGUAAUAUGAAGUAAAUGUUUCUGACUUUUUUCAGUCAA